UCUUGAAACAUAACCUCUCUUUUUUGUUUAUAAUUUAAUCGAUAUAUUCAUUGUUUUUUAUUUAUUUUAAAAUAACAAUGAAGACCGUUAAAAGAAACUAAAAUAAUAUGAAUAAGGCCAGUUGUCACACAUUAUUAAAACGUUAUUUGCACACAACGACUCAAAGGUGCAAGCAUGUUGUCCCAAGUAACUUGAAGGGAAAGGGAUCUAGCUCAACGAAAUGGGUGACGAGGCAACUGAAAGAUCCCUACGUUGAGAAAGCAAAAAUUCUCAACUAUCGAUGCCGGAGCGCGUUUAAACUUUUAGAAAUCGAUGACUCGCAACAUAUACUGACUCCGGGACAUGUUGUUGUCGAUUGUGGGGCCGCUCCAGGAUCCUGGACGCAGGUAGCUGUACAGCGUGUAAACGCGGACUUAUCAACACCUCAUAAACCCAUCGGGGUCGUAAUCGCCGUAGACAAACAGCAAAUUCAUCCCAUACCGGGUGCCGUAGUGUUCGGAAAUUGCGACCUACUAAGUAAAGCUACUCAAGAUAAGGUGCAAAAUGCCCUGCACGGCAAGCAAGCCGACGCCGUUAUAUCAGAUAUGGCUCCGUCUGCGACGGGUGUUAAAGAAAUGGACGACGAGAACAUUUUAACUUUGUGUUACACAGUGCUACGUUUCGCCGUUCUUGUAAGCAAAAUUGAUGCUUCUCUGUUAAUGAAAAUGUGGCAGAGUGGAUUUACGAGCAAGUUACAAAAAGAUAUGGAACGAUUUUAUGAUAAGGUUAAAAUUAUUAAGCCAAUUUCGAGUCGAUCGGAUUCCGCAGAAAUAUUUUUAUUAGGCAAACAUUUUAAAGGCAUUAAACCAAGUUGAUGGUUUUUUUUAACUUUCGCACGUUUGUUUUAUAACAGAGGUUGCUAUUUAUUAAUGUCUGAGACUAUUUUAAUGUAAGCGAUAAAUUUGUGAAUAUGAAAUAAAUAUUGUCCACAAGCUA
Molecule: messenger RNA, 975 nt
Organism: Photinus pyralis (common eastern firefly)
Lineage: Eukaryota; Metazoa; Arthropoda; Insecta; Coleoptera; Lampyridae
Gene: Mrm2
Product: rRNA methyltransferase 2, mitochondrial
Exons: 3
Coding region: 108-854 (248 amino acids)
Biological process (GO): RNA methylation
Cellular component (GO): mitochondrion
Molecular function (GO): rRNA (uridine-2'-O-ribose)-methyltransferase activity
Source: RefSeq, a predicted model, not a curated record